Molecule: messenger RNA, 2751 nt
Organism: Anopheles stephensi (Asian malaria mosquito)
Lineage: Eukaryota; Metazoa; Arthropoda; Insecta; Diptera; Culicidae
Gene: Ent1
Product: equilibrative nucleoside transporter 1
Exons: 3
Coding region: 707-2137 (476 amino acids)
Biological process (GO): nucleoside transmembrane transport
Cellular component (GO): plasma membrane
Molecular function (GO): nucleoside transmembrane transporter activity
Source: RefSeq, a predicted model, not a curated record
GCCCAGCAUAAUCAUUCGACAUAUUUACAAACAAAACAGUUUAAGUGCGAAAAAAUAAAGCAAUUGCAUGUGUUUCUGCACUCUUUCGUACGCUUGUGCCCUGUGAUUCAUUUUGUUCAACACCUAAAUUCUCGUAAGUUGUAGUUUGUCUUUGUGAUAUUUAGGGCAAUAACACGCAUCAUUUUCCUGACCCCCCCGUUCUCGAUCGAUCAGCUGGUUUGUUCGCGCAACUACCAACAAAUAAUUGUUGGCUCGUGGGGGGUGCUUUGUGUUGCGUGCCUUCUGCAAUGGUGCAUGGCUAGUGUAAUUGAAGCCCGCAUAGACACACACUCACUCACAAACGCAUUCUAAGGAGAAACUUCCCAUCAUCGAAGACGGUACACGGGUUGCGCCGUUCGCGAUUGUGACCACGACCGGGAAGCGGUAGCUGGUGGGUGUUUGUUUGUUAUCAGUAGCUACAAUCGUACCCGUAACGCACUAAACACCACCAGCAUCAUCUGCUACAGCGGGCAGCUUCCAGUCUUUGUUGCGAUUCACGAGCCAUCGCACAUCAUCAUCGUCAUACAGUGUUAGGCGAGCGCCAUGGUACGGAUGUAGUGAUGUUUGCGUGUACGCCAUAUCGACCAUCGAUCGAUGACUAACGCGAAGCGCCCAGCGAACACAAGUGAGACUUCCAGCAGCGAAAACCACCGGAACCAGCGAGAGGAUGGAUUUUGCGACCAAUGUGAGACCGCUCCUGCAGGACACCGACGACCGGGAGACGGAAAGUGACGCCUUCCUGGAUGAUGGGUACGCCGGAUCGAUAAACGCGUCCACCAGCAACAUUCCCGACCCGACCAAAGAGAAUGCCACCGAAACGCGAAUCCUGGCCGGCGGUCACCGGAUCGCACCGUCCGAUAAGUUCAACUACACGUACGCCGUGUUCUACCUCAUGGGCAUGACGACCAUGGUGCCGUGGAACUUUUUCGUCACGGCCGAAGAGUACUGGCAGUACAAGUUCCGGAACGUUUCGUCGAACGAUACGUCCGCCCUAACGCCCCGUCAGCUCGAGUUCCAGUCGGAUCUGAGCAUUGCGGCGGCCGUCCCGGGGACGGUGUUUCUCAUCCUGAAUGCCUGCAUUGGCCACAAGGUGCCGCUGCACGUGCGCAUGAACGGAUCGCUCGUGUUUAUGCUGCUCAUCAUGAUCGGUACGACGGCACUGGUCCGGGUUGACACCGACCAGUGGCAGGAUGCGUUCUUUAACCUUACGAUGCUAUCCGUGGUGGUGAUUAACAGUUUUUCAGCCAUCCUCACCGGUGGGCUGUUUGGUAUAGCGGGACAGUUCAGUGCCCACUACAUGACGGCCGCCGUAAGCGGGCAGGCACUCGGGGGAAUAUUCUCCGCGAUUGCCGACAUCAUCGCACUGACCUUCGCCAGCAACCCGUCCACGACGGCGUUUGUGUUCUUUAUUGUGGGCUGUCUCGUGUUGCUGCUGUCCCUCGUCGCUUACAUCGUCAUGUCGAAGACACUGUUCUUCAAGUACUACACAAGCUCCAAAACGCUAAUGAAAAGUUCCCUCGAGGCAGAUCCAGCCACCAGGGAGAUCUGUGCAAAGCUAGAGCCCCGGUUUCCGGUCGUAAUGCGCAAGAUAUGGAUCUACGGGUUCGCAGAGUGGCUUGUGUUCGUUACGACGCUUUCGAUCUAUCCCGCCGUGACGGUGCUGGUGGGUUCGCAGAACCAUGGCCGACCGUGGAACGAUGUGUAUUUCCUGCCGGUCGUAAACUAUCUGCUCUUCAACACGGGUGACUAUUUGGGACGAAUUUUCGCCGGACUCUUCGAGUGGCCAUGGAAUAAUUCCAUCCUGAUCGGUGUACUUAGCAUCGGUCGUAUUGCAUUCGUGCCCGCGAUGCUUCUGUGCAACAUAACCCAGCAUCACAACUUUCCCGUCCUCAUCCACUCGGACUACAUGUUCAUCGUGCUGAUGGCCGCGUUUGCCCUGUCGAACGGAUACCUGGCCAACAUUGCUCUCAUCGGUGCACCGCGCGUUGUCGAGGGGCACGAGAAGGAGAUGGCUUCAUCGAUGAUGGCCGCCUUCCUGGGUAUUGGGUUGGCGUGCGGUUCUGCCAUUAGUUUAAUGAUCAUCGAAAUGAUCAAGUGAUACAGAUUUUCCUUAGACCAAAUGCAGCAAUGCAGUUAGAAAAGAGAGGGGGGGAGAGAGAGAGAGAGAGAGAGAGAGAGGGAUUGAAUUCCUUUUGGGAUUCGCUCGAUGGAAACGAACGUUCUAAGCAUCAUCCCGAUUAGCCACUAGAUAUGAACUGUUAUACACACACUAUAGUUAAACACAUUCACACAGUCUGUUAAGUGAGUUACGAGGCCGUGAUCGCAGGGAAAAGAUUUAUGUAGUGACAAUUUUACUGGGUUUUUCAUUGUUUAACACAGCGUGUGCUCGCGCUGUUUUGCAAAAAAGGGCCGCCGGGGACAGAAAAGAUAGAUCGAGAUCGAGAAAAGGAAAGUUAACUAUAACCUUAUACACCGCAUACAUACAACUGUAAGAUACUUAUUUAUAUAUAUAUAUACAUCAUAUCCAACGACCACCCAUCGGGGGAUCGUGCCCUGGCGUUGGCGUGGUGUGAAAGUACAUGCAACAUACAUACGGGAAUAUAAGCAUAAUCGAACUCUAGCAAAUCAAAAAAGGCGGGGGAGCGUGUAAGCGUGACGCAAUAAAUGGUGCUCAAUAUAUGUUUAAACACUUACCAAACCACCACAACAUAA